Molecule: messenger RNA, 513 nt
Organism: Acanthosepion pharaonis
Lineage: Eukaryota; Metazoa; Mollusca; Cephalopoda; Sepiida; Sepiidae
Source: the annotation of a GenBank genome assembly
AUGCGACCUUUUUUUUUUUUUUGCUUUCUCUAUACCAUUUCGUUUGUGAAUGUUCUUGCAUUUUUCUUUCGUCUAUUCUUUUUUUCUCUUCCAUUCAUUCACUCUUCCACUCUGUCUUUCUUUCUUUCUUUCUUUCUUUCACACUUUCUCUCUUCCCCUCUUUCUCUCUUCUACGCUUCCAUUCAUCUUUCUUCCAAUCUUUCUAUCUUUCUUCCACUCUUUCUCUCUUUCACGCUACAUCUGCUUCAGUCUUUCAUUCUUUCUGUGUUUAUAACCUUAGGUGAUAUGUUUUCUUUCAUAAUAUCUGGUUUCUUUUCUUCGUUCUUCCCAUUUUUUUUUCGUUGGCGAACACACGCCUCUUUUGUUGAAAAUUUUUCACAUUUAUUCUUUUCCACUGUUUCAUCUUCCCCUUUUUUUCUACUUCCUCUUCUUUUUCUUUUUUUUCUUUUUUUUAGCAUUUGUAAAUUUUUUUCUCUGUAUGUCGAUCUUUCAUUUGCCCUCUUUAUUUCCUGA